Messenger RNA from Cydia amplana, 653 nucleotides. RefSeq lists its product as uncharacterized. The record is from RefSeq and is a predicted model, not a curated record. The coding region runs from base 120 to 653 and encodes 177 amino acids. Lineage: Eukaryota; Metazoa; Arthropoda; Insecta; Lepidoptera; Tortricidae. The transcript has 4 exons.
AAUGGCAGUGUUUAAUCCCUUCGAUCCCUUAAAAAAUGUUACACCGCGGUUUACAGAAGAACAACUAAACGAAAUAAUAGAUUUUUUUGAUGAGAAAGCCCAACCUUUAUUAACUAUAAAUGAUGGAGAACCUAUUAACAUAUCAUAGACGACAUUUCAAUUACCCUACAUAUAUGGAAAUCAUGGCUGACGCAGAACUUUUGAAGGCUGGGGUGACUAGAGUAUUGACAAAAGAGCAAGUUAUUUACAUGUUACAUAAACGAGUUAAAGAAGCAGAAAUCAAACAUGAAUUACUUUUGGCUUUUCAAGUUUUUGACACGGAAAAGAGAAAUUUCCUAGAGCUUGGAGAAGUAGAAUCGAUAGUUACUAGUUACGAAGAUGCAUUCAAUAGAGACGAAACUAUAGAAAUGUUGCGUGAUGCGAAUAUACGUGGCGAUGGAAACAUAGUUUAUGAGAACUUUGUUGAAAGUUUAUUUGCCAUGGCGCCAGAACUCUACGAAAUACCGACUGAUUUCCUCUAUACUGAUCCCGAUGAAGAUCCUUCAGUCCCUCCACUUCCUCCGGAGCCGGAACCCGAACCAGAAACACCUCCACCUCCACCACCACCUCCUCCACCCCCAGCAAAAGCACAGGCAAAAGGAAAAAAGAAAUAA